Molecule: messenger RNA, 2514 nt
Organism: Sporothrix brasiliensis 5110
Lineage: Eukaryota; Fungi; Ascomycota; Sordariomycetes; Ophiostomatales; Ophiostomataceae
Product: hepatocyte growth factor-regulated tyrosine kinase substrate
Exons: 3
Coding region: 1-2514 (837 amino acids)
Biological process (GO): protein transport to vacuole involved in ubiquitin-dependent protein catabolic process via the multivesicular body sorting pathway; protein targeting to vacuole
Cellular component (GO): ESCRT-0 complex
Molecular function (GO): metal ion binding; phosphatidylinositol-3-phosphate binding; ubiquitin binding
Source: RefSeq, a predicted model, not a curated record
AUGAUGUCCUGGUGGUCUUCCGGGGCCAACACAGCCCUGGAUGAGCAGAUCGAGAAGGCGACCAGCAGCAGCCUCGAGGACAUUGCCCUCAAUCUCGAGAUCUCCGACGUCAUCCGGUCCAAGACAGUGCAGCCCAAGGAGGCCAUGCGCUCGUUGAAGAAGCGCAUCGACAACAAGAACCCGAACACGCAGCUCAGCUGUCUGAAUCUCACAGACACCUGCGUGAAGAAUGGCGGCACGCACUUCCUCACCGAAAUCGCUUCCCGCGAGUUCAUGGACAACCUGACAUCGCUGCUCAACGCAGCCGGGCCCGCCGCUAUCAACCAGGAGGUCCGCAACAAGAUCCUCGAGCUCAUCCAGUCCUGGGCGUCGGCCACCGAGGGCCGCCACGAACUCGGCUACAUCGGCGAGGUCUACAGAAAACUGCAGCGCGAGGGCUUCCAGUUUCCGCCGCGCACGACUGUGGCCAGCAGCAUGAUUGAUAGCAGCGCGCCGCCCGAGUGGGUCGACUCGGACGUCUGCAUGCGAUGCCGCACCGCCUUCACCUUUACGAACCGCAAGCACCACUGCCGCAACUGCGGCAACUGUUUCGACCAGCAGUGCUCGACCAAGUCGCUGCCACUCCCCCACCUCGGCAUCUUGCAACCCGUGCGUGUCGACGAUGGCUGCUACGCCAAACUGACGGACAAGACGGGCCCUGGUGGCAGCGGUGGCGGCGGCGGCGGUGCAGGCAACACGUCCGUUGGCUUUUCGUCGCACCUGCCGCCCAAGACACAGUCGGCGAUGCAGCCGCGCGACGCACGGGUUGAGGACAGCUUUGACGAGGACCUGAAGCGGGCCCUGGCCAUGAGCCUGGAUGAGGUCCAGAGCCACUCGCGGACAUUUAACAGCCAGCCGGCGGCUCCCAGCAGCAGCAGCUACAACAGCGCUUCGAAGACGUCCAACAGCAAGUCUACCUCUUCGGCAUACGGAGCCGUGCCAAAAGCAACGACGGCCACCGUGUCUGCGUCCACGACAAACGCGCACCAACAGACAACCUCUGGUGGCUCUGCGGAGGAGGAAGACGAGGACUUGAAGGCCGCGAUCGCGGCGUCCCUUGCUGACAUGGAGGAGCAGAAGAAAAAGCAUGCGGCGGCUUUCCGCCAACAGACCGAGAGCGGCAGCAACGGCAGCGCGUCGACAUCCGCGCCUUUUGUGCUGCCGAAGAACGACUAUGAGCUCACGCCCGUCGAAGCCGAAAACAUCAACCUGUUCUCCACGCUCGUCGACCGCCUGCAGACGCAACCGCCUGGCACCAUUCUUCGCGAACCCCAGAUCCAGGAGCUCUACGAUAGCAUCGGCACGCUGCGACCCAAGCUCGCACGGACGUACGGCGAGACAAUGAGCAAGCACGAUACCCUCCUGGACCUACACGCGAAGCUGUCAACCGUCGUCCGCUACUACGACCGCAUGCUCGAGGAGCGCCUCUCCAAGGCCUAUAACCAGCACAGCCUCGGCGGCUACAAUAUUCCUGGCCCUCGGCAGCAGCAGCAACAACCACCAUCCAUGCCCUACCCGUCGCUCCAGUCCUCGGCACCACCGAUGCGUGCUGGCGGUCCUGCCGAGAACUUUUACACUAGUGAAGCCGCUGCGAUACCCGACUAUGCACGACAGAUGGCUCAGGCCGGUGGCUAUGGCGGCCCGCAGCCCCUCCAACCGCAGUACAGCGGGUAUGACAAGCACGGGUCGAUCUCCGGGCCAUCUGUUGCCAACCCAUACCCUGGCCAACCGCAGAGAUCCGAUAGCUGGCGGAACUCAGUCGCACCCGGCCAAGUGCCCCAAGGGUACCCCCAGCAACAGCAACAGCCACCGCAACAGCAGGCCCAGGCACCACAAGGGUAUCUCAGCAACGACCCAUCGGCUCCCGGCGCACCGAGUGCACCACCCGAUCCGCUUGCGUCGACUCCCUCUGCCGAUCCGAACGCCUCGUACUACUUUAGCAACGCCAACGCCACACCUGGCCAGGUGCCCCCUCAGCAGCAACAGGCCCAGCCGUCCCAGCCUUCCCAGCCCACACCGCCCAUACAGCCGCAGCAAACCGGCCCGGCCAGCGUACCGUCCGAUCCUGCCGCAACAUCGCCCUACCCGACUUUGCGACAGCCGUCCGCGUACCUGGCCUCCGUCCCCCAAACACCGGCCACCACUGCUUCGGUUCCUGUCCAGCAGCAGCAGGCCCCCACUCAACAGCAACAGCCACCUCGGCAGCAACAAUCACCUCAGCAACAGCAGCAGCAGCAGCAGCACCAGGCACCGACCGCUCCGUACUGGUCUCACCCAGCUUCGCAGCACCAGCAGGUGCCGCAGCAGUUUACUUCCGGCCCGCCGCAACCUCUUCAACAGCAACCUCCUCAAGCCUCCUGGUCGCAGGUGCCUAACAAUGGCUACAACAACUUUGGUGCGCAGGAGAGCUUCCCGUCGGCGCCGCAGCAUGUGCCACAGCAGCCUGUGGUUGAGGAGGCUCUGAUUGAGCUGUGA